Messenger RNA from Sorghum bicolor (sorghum), 2315 nucleotides. RefSeq names its product F-box/LRR-repeat protein At3g59190. The coding region runs from base 397 to 1938 and encodes 513 amino acids. NCBI's taxonomy places the organism in Eukaryota, Viridiplantae, Streptophyta, Magnoliopsida, Poales, Poaceae. The record is from RefSeq and is a predicted model, not a curated record. Gene Ontology annotation, molecular function: protein binding. The transcript has 5 exons.
AACCCUAAUAAGCUAUAUACCCCCGGGUAGGGUGGGGCGGCGGCGCCGCCGACGCGAACUCUCUCUCGCCCCUCCACCUCCGUUGUUCCAGACGAAAAGGGAAUGGCACCGGCAGGAUUGGAUUUGUACUUGCCCCCCAAUCCGAAUAAAACUCUUGUUUGCAGUCUGGCUGGAUUCCCAAUCUCAGACAAAUCUCCUAUCCCCUAUUCCCCUCCCUCAAAUAAACAGUCCUCCUUCACUAGCCGAAGGAGACGCCGGAGCCGGAGGCGGAGGCUGGAGGGGAUUUGAAGCAGGCAGGAAGAGACCGCCGUGCCGUGGGUCUGGAUUUUGAUUGAAAUUCCACUGGAGGGAGGGAGAGAGAUCUAGGUCUAGGUAGGCACGGGGCUUGUGGAUCUCAUGUACCACAUGUCCAUGGAGCGGCAGCCGGACCGCCGGCGACGGCAAGCUCAAGCCACUAAUGGAUUGGUUGCUUCACAGGCCAAAACAAAUGUCUUGCCCUGUCAGCAAGAUGAUGAUUCUCAGGGUGGUGAGCGUGACAUACAGAUACCAAACCUUCCAGAGGACAUCUGGUGUCAUAUACAUUCCCUGAUGCCAAUGCGAGAUGCUGCCCGAGCCGCGUGUGUCUCUCAUGCUUUUCUACGAUCCUGGAGGUGCCAUCCAAACCUCAUUUUCUGCGGUACAAUAUUGGGUAUGAAGAAAAAGGCUUAUGGAAAUGAUGAUGAAAUUGCCAGAGACUUUUGUAGCAAGGUUGACCACAUCCUGAAAAAACACUCGGGCAUUGGUGUCAAGAAACUUGUGAUUGACAUGUGUGGAUGUUAUGCUGCCAAUGAUUCUUGUUAUAUCAACAGUUGGCUUCUGACUGCUGUUACACCAGGAAUUGAAGAACUUUUACUUGCACUGCCAGUGGGGGCAACAUACAAAUUCCCAUGCUCACUUUUGUCUAAUGGGAGAGACUCAAUCCGGUAUCUCCUACUUUCUGGUUGCUCCUUGCAACCCACAGCUGAACUUCCUUGGUUAAAAAGAUUGACAAAAGUGGAGCUUCAUGCUCUCUGUUUUACGAAGGAUGAGUUAGGGUGCCUUCUAUGCAAUUCUUUUGCUUUGGAGCGGUUGGUAAUCAGGCACUGUGAUGAGAUAGAUUGCUUGAAGAUCCCUUGCGUGCUGCAGCAGCUCAGGUACCUAGACGUUAUUUGCUGUGACGAUCUGCAAGUGAUAGACAACAAAGCUCCAAAUAUAUCCAGCUUCUUCUACUGCGGAGGUUGCAUUCAACUGUCACUUGGAGACACAUUGAAAAUGGAGUACAUACACUUGAUGUUCUCAGGUGCACUUAAUUAUGCUUGUGUUGAACUUCCAUCCAGCAUGCCAAACCUCAAAAUUGCUACUAUACAAUCGAGAAGUGAGAUGGUAAAUACGCCAGUGCUGCGCAGCAAGUUUCUCCACCUCAAGAAGCUAACUAUUUCUCUUAGCGCACCGACCUUUUCUCCGGCCUAUGAUUAUUUUUCUCUAGUUUCCUUGGUUGGCGCUUGCCCCUCCUUGGAGACACUGGUCUUGAAUGUAUCCCAGGAGAAAAUGGAGCAUGUCUCCAUAUUCACAGAUCCCUCGGAUCUGAGGAAGAUGCAAGGACAGCAGCAUCACAAGAUGAAGAGAGUGACGAUCCAAGGAUUCACAUCUGCAAAGAGUCUUGUCGAGCUUACUUGCCAUUUUGUUGAGAGCAUAACAUCACUUGAACACCUUACCCUGGAAGCCUUUCAGAGUAGUAUAAGGUGUUCUAUGCCUGCUCGCAAACGUCGCAAGUGCUUCCCACUGCCCAUUGAUGUUCUCAGGGAAGCUCAACGAGGACUCUUGGCCAUCAGGACAUACAUUGAGCCUAAAGUUCCUUCCAUGGUAAAGCUACGUGUUAUUGAACCUUGCUGCCGAUGCCAUGCUGUUGUUGAACUUUAGAUGUGUAACUCAUUACUCAAGUUUUGUUAUCUAGUCUUUGGUGUCAUUAGUUCUUCAAGUUCAAGCUAUCAAGAAGUGUCCAUUUUGUAGCACUAGUACUUGAGAGCGCCUGUGCUGCGGUUUCUAGUUAACUGUAUCGUUUAAGUCGCGUCCAGCGUUGGGGGCAGGCACUUUUUUUGAGGAGGGAGGGGUGAGUGGAUUUAGGAAGUUGAUUUUUUUUUUUUUUCCGGGAGCGAUUCACCGUGCCCAGGCGAUAUUUUUGGAGUGGAGGCUUCCCACGGCCAGGUAAUAACUGCAAGCGGAGGCGAGCAAUGGCAGGCUGUGGACGAUUGAUGAGUAAAUUUUUUAGAUGUAGAGAAGAGAAAUGACCUUGUGCU